This is a messenger RNA of Geodia barretti, 2415 nucleotides long. The record is from the annotation of a GenBank genome assembly. NCBI's taxonomy places the organism in Eukaryota, Metazoa, Porifera, Demospongiae, Tetractinellida, Geodiidae.
AUGUUUGAAGUGGUUUCCAGCCGCGUCAGCUUUCCGGAUAUGGAAUCCGAAGUUCUGCGUUAUUGGCAGGAUCACGACGUAUUCCGGCGUUCUGUUGACGACCGGCCCGAUGCACCCUUAUUCAUGAUGUAUGAAGGGCCUCCCACUGCGAAUGGAAGCCCGGGGAUUCAUCACGUGCUCGCCCGUGUUUUCAAGGAUGUCAUUUCCAGAUAUCGCACCAUGAAAGGCUGUCGCGUGAUCCGCAAGGGCGGAUGGGACACUCACGGCCUGCCGGUGGAGCUGGAGAUCGAAAAGGAGCUUGGUCUUAGGUCCAAGCGCGAUAUUGAAGAAUACGGUAUUGCUGAAUUCAAUCAACGCUGCCGCGAGAGCGUGUUUCGCUAUGUGAAAGAAUGGGAAGUCAUGACCGACCGCAUCGGUUACUGGGUCGACAUGGAUGAUCCCUACGUCACCUUGGAUAACGACUACAUUGAAACUGGGUGGUGGAUCCUGAAGGAACUUUGGGAUCGCGGUCUGCUGUACGAAGACCAGCGCGGCACUCCGCACUGCCCCCGCUGCGUCUCCAGCCUCUCGUCCCACGAAGUUGCGCUGGGUUACCGCGAAAACACCCCCGACCCUUCGGUUUUCGUCAAAUUCGAAGCUACCCGGUGGUUGGACGGUACGCCCCCCGUCGUACCCACCUACUUGCUGGCCUGGACCACCACGCCCUGGACGCUUCCCGGAAACACCGCCCUCGCCGUUAGCGCCGAGGCUGAAUACUCUGUCCUUGAGAUUACCGCCGACACUGCUUCCCCAUACCGCAUGGUGGUUGCCACCGACCGUCUGGCCGCGGUUUCGGUCGGAAUAUCAGCAUACGGUUCGCCUAUCAGCAAAUUCACUCGCCGCGACAGUUCCUCAGGAAAUACCACCGUGGAACUUUUGGAUGCCGAUGGUUACGAUCCCCAUGUCGUCGCCGCCGACUUCGUGAGCAUGGACGACGGCAGCGGAAUCGUACACAUCGCUCCCGCCUUCGGCGACGAGGACCUGGGCCUCGGCCGGGAAAAGGAGCUUUCAUUUGUCCAACCGGUGGACCUGCAGGGGAUCAUCACCGCGUUUUCCGAAUUGGCCGAACUGUCCGGCGCUGUUGUUGAUGAUCUGGAUUUGCACCGUCCGUACGUUGACAACGUCACCUGGAAUUGCGGUUCGCUGGAUUGCGACGGCACGAUGCGUCGUAUCCCAGAGGUGAUGGACGCGUGGUUUGACUCCGGAAUGAUGCCGCUGGCUCAAUGGCAUUAUCCCUUCGAGAACACCGAGAUCGACCACGACGGCCGCCUCCCCGCUGACUACAUCUGCGAGGCGGUGGAUCAGACCCGCGGCUGGUUCUACAGCCUCCACGCGUUAUCAACGCUAUUGAAGGACGACGUUGCUUACCGGAACGUCAUUUGCCUUGGACUCAUUCUCGACGGCCGCGGCCGAAAGAUGAGCAAGCGUUUGGGAAACGUCGUUGACCCGAUCACGGUGGACGACAACCUAGACCACUACAAUCCCACCGAUGCUGGUCGUCGCAUCCAGGAAUUUAUCGAUAUCCUGUCCAACUGGUACGUGCGUCGGUCGCGCCGCCGUUUCUGGAAGAGCGAAAGCGACACCGACAAGCUCGGCGCAUACGCGACGUUGUAUAACUGCCUAACUACAGUUGCCAAGCUGAUGGCCCCGUUGGCGCCCUUCGUGGCCGAGCAGAUGUAUCGCAACCUCGAACAGCGUUACGAUCCGGGCGCCCCGGAUAGCGUGCAUCUGGCCGUGUUCCCGUCAGCCGAUGUUGAAUUGAUUGACCGAGCGUUGAUGGACGCCACUCGGUUGGCGAUGCGCGUGGCCAGCAUGGGUCGGGCUGCCCGCAGCAAAGCCAAGCUCAAGGUGCGCCAACCCCUGGCGUCGGUGGUGGUGCGCACCCGCACGCCCGACGAGGCUCAGUAUCUGGACUGGGUUAGCGGGCAAAUCCUCGAGGAACUUAACAUAAAGGAACUCCAUACCGUGGGAGCAGAACCCGAUCUUUACGACCAGGCAUUGUCGGCCGCUGGCGACAAUGCUGAGGCUAUCGUUUCAGUUGAAGGAUUUUCGGCGUCCCUGGAAUCUGGCUACAUGGUGGCGAUUGACACGCGCAUAACUCCCGAAUUGGCCGAUGAGGGAUUGGCGCGGGAACUGGCUCACCGUAUUCAGAAUCUGCGCAAGAACGCCCGCUACGAGAUCACCGAUCGGAUCAUCACUUACUAUCAGGGUCCCUCUGAUAUCGUCCGAGUCAUGGAUGGUCACCAGGCGUACAUCAUGCAGGAAACGCUGAGCGAAGCCCUGUUGGCCCAGGAACCCGACCCUGACGCAAGCUCGGAAUCUCAAAGCAUCGAAGGUAUGGAAGUGGUGCUGGGUGUGCGCCGCGUAACACCCUGA